GUCUGCAUCAUGCUGUGUUGGACUCCGGAUCCGAGUUCAGUCUGUCUAGGUUCGCUGCUCCAUGCGCUCGCACAGGCUUGAUAAGGUUUGUGUGAGAUUGUCCCCCUUCUCCCUGUGACUUCUGAACCUCAGUCGACCUUCUCCCACCUCUCCUUGCUGAGGCCAGACAGUGAUUCAUGGCGCUGGAGAAGCUUGUGGGUUUUGGGAAGCAGCUGCUGAGGGUGAAGGUGGUGGACUGUAACACAGAGGAAUCCCAUCUGGCCAGAUGUCUCACCACAUUUGACCUGAUUGCCCUGGGAGUCGGCAGCACGCUUGGCGCUGGUGUCUAUGUGCUCGCUGGUGCAGUGGCACGGGAGAAUUCAGGUCCGGCUAUUGUGCUGUCCUUUCUGAUAGCAGCCUUAGCCUCCGUGCUGGCUGGGCUGUGCUAUGCAGAGUUUGGAGCCCGUGUUCCAAAGACAGGCUCAGCAUAUCUGUACUCCUAUGUGACUGUCGGUGAAAUCUGGGCAUUUGUCACUGGGUGGAACCUCAUCCUCGCCUAUAUCAUUGGUACCUCUAGUGUGGCCCGUGCAUGGAGCGCGACCUUUGAUGAACUGAUAGCAAAGCGCAUAGAGCUUUUCUGCAGAGAGUACAUGUCCAUGAAUGCACCGGGUGUGUUGGCAGAAUACCCCGACUUGUUUGCUGUUCUUAUCAUCGUAAUACUUACAGGUCUUCUGGCAUUUGGAGUAAAGGAGUCUGCAAUGGUGAACAAGGUAUUUACGUGUAUCAACAUCUUAGUCUUGCUGUUUAUGGUUGUUUCUGGCCUGGUCAAAGGCAGUCUGAAGAACUGGCAAGUGGACCCGGAGGAGAUUCUACAUGUCAGUAACACCAGUAACUCCACCACCAAUGUGACUGAGUUUCUACCCAGCAAAGAAAGUUUGGGAGUAGGUGGGUUCAUGCCAUUUGGCUUCACAGGCGUCCUGUCAGGAGCUGCUACCUGUUUUUAUGCCUUCGUGGGGUUUGACUGCAUUGCUACCACAGGCGAAGAGGCGAAGAACCCACAGAGAGCCAUCCCUAUCGGCAUCGUGGCCUGCCUGCUAAUCUGCUUUGUGGCGUACUUUGGCGUUUCUGCCGCCCUCACCCUCAUGAUGCCGUACUACCUGUUGGAUAACAACAGUCCCCUGCCUGUUGCUUUUAGAUAUGUGGGCUGGGAAGGAGCAAAGUAUGCUGUGGCUGUGGGCUCUCUGUGUGCUCUGUCUACGAGUCUACUGGGCUCCAUGUUCCCUCUGCCCCGUAUCAUCUUUGCCAUGGCUCGGGAUGGUCUGCUGUUCUCCUUCCUGGCCCGCAUCAGUGAGAGGAAAUCUCCCAUCACCGCCACCAUCGCCGCUGGAGUUUUGUCUGCUAUCAUGGCAUUCCUGUUUGACCUGAAGGACCUAGUGGACCUGAUGUCAAUAGGGACUCUGCUGGCUUACACAUUAGUGGCAGCCUGCGUCCUGGUGCUCAGGUACCAGCCGGAGCAGCCCACCAUGGCCUAUCAGAUGACCCGUAUGCAGGAGGAGGUGGAGAUCAGUGACCGCAUCAGUGCCCACAGCAUGGACAGCCUGCCUGGUGUGGAAGAAAGAUUGAGUUUCCAUACCAUCAUGUUUCCAGACAAUCCUGAGCCAUCUGUGCUGUCAAGUCACACUGUCAACAUGUGUGCUUCUUUCAUAGGGCUGUUGAUCCUGGUGUUUAGUGUCUUGGCAGUGCAGGGAGGCCUGGCUUUGUGGAACAUUACAGCUCUCAGUAUCAUCUUUAUCAUAUGUGUUGUCCUUGUCUUCAUCAUCUGGAGACAAACUGAAAGCAAAUCUAAGCUCUCCUUCAAGGUGCCCCUGGUGCCCUUCAUUCCAGUGAUUAGCAUGUUUGUCAAUGUCUACCUGAUGAUGCAGCUGGACAGAGGCACUUGGAUACGUUUUUUAGUUUGGAUGGUGAUCGGUUUCGGGAUCUACUUCUGCUAUGGUGUUCACCACAGCCUCGAAGCGACUUCGGUCCCCUUUGCUCCAGAAAAAGAGCUGAUCAGUUUCAAACCUUUGCACAGUCACCAGUCAAGUGCCGCAGCACCAGAAAAGGAGACCUUUCUUCACAAUGUUUUGCAGGCCAGGGAAGAGGACGGAGAUUUUUAGGCCCUAACAGCAUAUACUGAACACUUGUCCUGAUCCCAGUCUGUCUGUGUGGAAGUAUUAUGGACAGCACUACUCCCACUCUGUUUAUGGAGUGUUCCAGGAAAGUAAUUGUGAACAACUUUAACUCCUCUUAAACACAGACAGCUAAUGAAUAUACACUCAUACUAGUUUUAAAGCAUAAGUGUUCUGUUAUCUCAGUAUUUUCUUGAAUGUGAGCCUCAUAUUUUAUUGUCUGGUUUUUCUACCCCCUAUUUCUGGGGGUAUUUUUCAGGCACAAAUGUGUCAUUUCAGCUCACUGAUACUGGAAGAGUGAUAUUUGUUUCCACUUUGGGUCUUAUUGUUAAUAUUGGUAUGGCAGUACUGCAUCACAUUUGUCUGGUAAUGAGAAGGAUAAAUAGUAGUGAUGCAGUGAUAGUUGUCUUUAAGUCACAUCUGAAUACAACUUUUGCCUCUUUUCCAUUAAGACAAAAAUUAGAUGGUAGGAAGUUGUGAACAUCAGUUCAUAAAGUAAAUAAUUUAUUAAAAAAUACUGAACUGCUGCUCAAACUGUUUUUGCUAAAAAGUGGGAGUUUGCACAAAGAACCUGGAGCAUUUGUGGCUUGUCAAUAAUCUUAUGACACAUGUUCCCUCAGAACCAGAUGGUUGCUUUCAGUAUAUGUCACAGCUGUGGCUUGUAGGUGAUUUCCAUGUUUUUAGAUUUCGGAAUGGAUUAACACAGUUUGACGUUUAUUGCAACAAAGGUUGGCCACUUGGGAAAAAGUGUUAUCUUGAUUGUUGCAUUCUCUUCAACAGUUUAUUUGAUAGUUUUAGUGUUUGUGUGUUUUGAAUAUGAUCAGCAACGUGUAAUAACAUAGUUAACUGGAAAACAUAUUGACAAAAUAUGAAAGCUAGCAAUAAGCUUUUCUCAAGACAGGAAAACUGUGUGCCAUUUCGAUGUGGCCUUGAGGUCAGAUAGGCAGGCUUGUGACCAGAUGGUGUUCUGUUUAUUUGCUUGAUCAAACAGGAAAAAUCACACAGCAAGGUCCUCAAUUACCAAGUUACUCUUAGUGUACAUGGGACACCCACAUGGUUGCACUCUGUGAAUACAUGUGUGAAUAGGUGAAGUUUAGGCAGUGCAAAGUGCUUUGAGUGCUUGCAUCAGAUGGGAAAAAAACACUAUAGAAAUAGUCAGUGUUUGCGCACAUCUUUGAUGGCAAAAAGCAGUCAUAAGACACAAAUAGCAUUGCUUUUGUCAUUGUAUCCUCUCAAAGUAGUUCUGGGAGCAUGUGUUGGUGCUGCCGAUCAACACAUCUAUACAGCAGAAGUGCCUGGGGGGGGAGCGAUAGCUCAGUUGGUAGAGUGAGUCGUAUUGUGACCGAAGGGUCGCGGUUCGAAUCCAGCUCCCAACCAGUCACAGUGUAUGAAUGAGGUGGGGGUCGGAGGGGCCUUAGGUGCAGAAUGGCUGCUAUGUCAGUUUGCCCCAGGGCAGCUGUGGCUACACAAAUAACUUACCACCACCAUUGUUUUCGAGGGAAUGAAUAAUGCAACUUGUAAAGUGAUUUGGGUGUCUUUAAAAGUGCUCUAUAAAUCCAAGUCAUUAUUAUAGUUGCUAACCUCCCUGCUAUACUCCAAGUCCACCAUUACCAAUGUAAUCGACCAUACAACAGAAAUGCUUGGGGGAGGCAACGGCUCAGUGAGCCGUAUUGUGACCGAACGGUCAGUGGUUCGAAUCCGACUAACUAUAGAUAGAUGUAACUGUCUAUCUGUUGCAGGCUGGUCAUCUGUGGGCAUCUCGUUGUCUCUUUUCCUGUUGUUGGGUUUUUUAGCACUGAAGUAUCUUGCCCUGGAUCAUGCACAGGAAGGUGCACUACAUGGCUAUAGCAUCUUAACUAGUGUUCCAUGAAAUUGCAGCUAGUAUGCCUCAUCUGAGUCUUCCAGGGUAGCUGCUCAUUUGACACAGUCAUUUCAGUGGUACCCAAGGAUCCACUGGAGAGACCUAGUACCAAAGAUAUCCAGAUGUCUAUGUCUGUCAUAAUUUUGAGCAGGCCAUCAGCUUUUGCUCAGGUUGUUGAAAAUUACAUGUGUGGAAAUAUAAGACUGCUAUUUUUAAAUGAAAUAGUUAAAUAAAGACAAUAGACAUAUGACCAUGUUAAGUAA
Molecule: messenger RNA, 4271 nt
Organism: Thalassophryne amazonica
Lineage: Eukaryota; Metazoa; Chordata; Actinopteri; Batrachoidiformes; Batrachoididae
Gene: slc7a1a
Product: solute carrier family 7 member 1a
Exons: 13
Coding region: 177-2135 (652 amino acids)
Biological process (GO): transmembrane transport; amino acid transport
Cellular component (GO): plasma membrane
Molecular function (GO): amino acid transmembrane transporter activity
Source: RefSeq, a predicted model, not a curated record